Molecule: messenger RNA, 1986 nt
Organism: Debaryomyces fabryi
Lineage: Eukaryota; Fungi; Ascomycota; Pichiomycetes; Serinales; Debaryomycetaceae
Exons: 1
Coding region: 1-1986 (661 amino acids)
Biological process (GO): mRNA cis splicing, via spliceosome
Cellular component (GO): U2-type prespliceosome; U1 snRNP
Molecular function (GO): protein binding; RNA binding
Source: RefSeq, a predicted model, not a curated record
AUGACAAAUAAUUGGGAAGAAGUAACAGAUGAUCUAGGGAGGAUAUAUUAUUAUAAUAGAACUACUCAAGAGACAAGUUGGACCAAGCCACUAGAUACUAAAAGUGAGUGGAAGGCUUAUACAACAGAUGAUGGUCGACAAUACUACCAUAAUGAAAAGACUGGAGAAACAACUUGGGAAAUACCCGAAGGCUUUGAAGAAUUAUUGGAAGAUAAAGAUAAAAUAGAUAUUGUCGAAAAUGAGAAUAAUGAAUUGCAUAAAGAUAUGGACAAACCAAGCUCCGAAGAGACAAAAUCUUUGUCAUCUCUUGAUCUUGAGUUAGAGAAGAAAACAACAAUUCGUAACGAAUUAAUAGAACCACCUCAAUUCAAAUCCUAUCAAGAAGCCGAAGAUGCCUUCUUAAGUCUAUUGAAGUCUAAUAAUGUAGAUUCUACAUGGUCUUUUCAAGAGGUAAUUUCUAAAUUCAUUAAAAAUCCAAUAUAUUGGGCUAUUCCUGAUGCAUUACACAGGAAGAGAUUGUACGAUGAAUACUUGGUUCAAAAGUUGAAAGACGAACUAACUAAUAAGAGUGAAAUUGUAGAAAAAUUUGAAAGAAAUUUUUUGCAAGUAUUACAGAAUUUUGAAAAAAAAGGUCUCAUAAAAUAUAAUACUCGUUGGAUAACGAUUAAGAACAUAUUAAUUGCGGAAGAAAAUCCGAUUUUUAAAAACUCUGUCUUAUCAGAUAAUGAAGUUCUCAAGAUUUAUGAUACAUUUGUUAAUGGACUAAAGGAAGCUCGUGAAGAAUCAAUUAAACAACAGAAAGCACAAGCAUUAGACGAGCUCAAGUCAUAUUUAACUCAGAUAAACCCAACCCUAGUUUCAGAUAGUGAGAAUUGGGAUCAGCUCUAUAAAAAUUUACAGAAUGAUGCACGUUUUAAAGCCAACAAGCACUUUACAGUGUUGAAUAAAGUUGACAUUUUAGAAUUAUACACAGCGGAUAUAUAUCCGCAAAUACUAGAUAAAUUGAAAACUGAAAUUGCAUCUAUUGAAAAGAAGAAUUACAGAUCCGACAGGAAGGCAAGACAAUUCUUUAAAGAGUUUCUUAUUAAGAAUAUUAGUAUCAAUGCCAACUCACUUUUUGAAAAUAUUUUCCCGCUUCUAGAAAAUGAAGAUUGCUUUAUAGAGUUAUGUGGUAGAAAUGGCUCUUCACCAUUAGAUUUUUUUUGGGAUGUAGUGGAUGAAAAAUAUCAGCUCAUGAAAUUGAAGAAAGACAUAGUUGAAAACACAAUAUCAGGAUUGAAAAACAAUCCAAAGUACAGUUAUGAUCAAUUAUUGAGCAGUAAAGAGAAUUUUAUAAAUAGUCUUGCAGAUUUGAAGGAUGAGAGACUCUCUGCUUUUGAAUUCAACUUGAGCAACGAGACUCAGGAUGAUAACGAGUUAAAAAUAAUAUUCGAUACCUUGAAAAGGGACUACGAUUUGAAGAAUGAAUUGUUGAAAAGCAAAUAUAAAAAAGAAUUGGAACAAAGGGAAGAUGAGCUUGCACGCUGGCUCUUUUCUAACCAUGAAAAGCACGAUAUUAUAAAAUUUCUAAAUAAUGAAUCGGACUCUUCUGAUGGUCACUUCGUUACAAUAUUGAAAAAGGAGGACCCAAACAAUACUCCCCAAUAUGCUGUGAAUACUAUUGAUAAGCAUGGUCUACAAUCUCUAUUUGAAUCGAAAUUUCAAAAUAUUGAACAGUACAGAAAAUUGGAAACUACGAUUCAAAUGGCUAGUAAUAAUGGUGUCAAAGCAUCUAUCGAAUAUUCAUUCGAACAGUCUAUACAUGCGUUUGUAAACUUCUUGAAUAAUGCAUCUCCUUCUCCUGAGCAUGCGGCAUACGCUAAUAAAAAGCGACCAAUAAGAGAAGAUCAUGCUGAUAACAAAAGAUUCAAACCAGAAAACAGGGAGGCGGAUGCUAAAUUAAAGCCUGACGGCCCUAAGCAUAAUCCAGUUUUAUUGAACUAUUAG